Molecule: messenger RNA, 1406 nt
Organism: Branchiostoma floridae (Florida lancelet)
Lineage: Eukaryota; Metazoa; Chordata; Leptocardii; Amphioxiformes; Branchiostomatidae
Product: kelch-like protein 24
Exons: 2
Coding region: 563-1213 (216 amino acids)
Molecular function (GO): protein binding
Source: RefSeq, a predicted model, not a curated record
UUCAAUAGUUACUUUUUACCCCCCCCCCCCCCCAUGGGUUCUGGUCAUAGAGUUGAUUUACAAAUGAAAACAUUCACUUCAAAGAGUACACAUUGCAAAAAUCAUUAAAUCUAAAAUGAUAUAAACCAAUACAAUAAUGUUUCUCUUGCAUGCUCCCAAUUGUAUUUACAUACAACGUAUUUUGGAAGUAGUAUUAGUACUUACUUGGAAAGAUACAGACCGUCAAUACUACCACCAAAGGGAUCGGACUAUCACAACAGAUCCACCAGAAACUGUGACAAAUAUCGACAUGUGAAAUGUAGGGCUGACAGACUAAAAAAACUCGCCGAUCCCCUACGUUGUGCUCCUUUUGAAUGCCUAAUGACUUUAUCUCUACGGAUAUCUGUUGUGUUUUAAAGUGUUGCUACACGCACUCAUUUUGGCUUUGACGCCACAAAAGGCUACGUGACUACCAUUAAUUUUUACUCUUAUCUAUCGUUAUAUCCUGACAGGUGGUCAGAAUGGGCCGACCCAAGCAUGGAGGUACAAUACAUCGCUGAACUCAUGGGCUGAGUUGGCAUCCAUGGGGGAAGAAAGGAAAUGGCACGGCAUGGCAGCUCUAAACGGGCAGGCGUACGUUGUCGGCGGUGACGUGGAAGGCACAUGGCGGCUUGAAGAUGUCGAGGUGUACAGAGAGACAACAAACAGCUGGGAAAACGUAGCGCCACUCAAACUUGGCGUCAGCCAGUUUGCCAUAGCCACAUUUAGCGGGAACAUGUACGUAUUUGGAGGCGAGCGCCGCAGCACCACAACCACGACGCGACGCACCGGCUGCGUCCAGCGCUACAACCCCGCCGAAGACGAGUGGACGUUUGCCACACCACUGCCUGACAAGCCGUGGCCUGGAAAGGCGUUCACAAUCAAGGCGAACGUCUACUUGUUUGGCGGAGAAAUGGACGGUAUCCUGUGCUACGAUCCGCUGACGGACUGUUAUGAGAAGGUUCACGAAUCUGAUCGGUGGGUACUAUCUGGACAUGAUGAGUUCAGUUCCACUGUGUGCGGAUCUGAGAUCUAUAUAGUUGGUGGCCGUCGCACCAAGGUCUAUCCCGGUACGAAACCCAAGCCUACAGUUCGAUGCUGUAACGUGACCAGCGGUAUUGUGAGUACUUGGGGUUUAACAGAACUGCCAUUGCCACUGUAUAUGCACAACGUUGUGACAGUGUUGAAAAACUAAGCUGCCAAACAAGACAACCCUGGUUCAACUUUAUCCGCGGGGUAACCUAUAUCUGUUAUUUUUAAACUGUGUAUUUAGGGAUAGGAUGUCGAGGACUGGUUUAAGAUGCAAAAUGUGGAAGAUGCAAAAUGUGCAUUGUAAUUUGAAACUACAAGUACCAUCCGUUGAAAUGAUACCCAUGCUUUAAAGAGCA